UUCUCUUACCUCCAGGAGUUUUAGUUUUUUUUGGGAUUGUUUUUUUCCUAUUGGGAGGAAUUUAUAAUUGUUGGUGGGGAGUAAAGUGGUUUUCUGCACAGAUGUGAAGUUUUUUUUGUGUGUAUUUUCGCCAAAUGAACGCGCACGCCAUAUGAUAAAUUAGGCGCAUGUCCGUGCUCCUUACCUUGUGCCAUGACUUGUUCCAAAACAUCAUGCAUUGCGCAAAAAUUUGCACCUAAAUGUAAAAAUGCGCAGUUCCUAAAUAGGUUACCCCUGCACAUCAAAGAUGGAAAUUUGUUUUACUACAACACAAUGAGAAAUGGCAGCUAUCAGCAGACAGGAUUUACCGCUUAUGCCGCCAAUGCCCAGCAUUAACACUUUAGAUGCCGUGAUCAAUGUUGAUUGUGGUAACUAAAAGUGCAAAUUACUGGUUCCGAUGGUUUCAGAGGGCUGGUCGGGACCUCUGCUGGGUGAUCAAGGGGUCCCUAUCAGCUGCUAUGGCGACCAGAGGGCCCUCACCUGCCUUUAAGCCGUCAACCCCUAAUAAGUUUUCUAUGGGAUUCUGUGCGCUGUGCACACGGUGGAAUUUCCGUGCCAGAUGUUUCCAGCACAGAAAUUCCAUUUUCCGUGUCCGUACAAAGAACGAACAUGUUCAUUUUUUGUGCGGAGUCCGCAUGGGAUGCAUAGCAGUGUAUGAGACGGCGCAUUCCUGUGCGGUCGCCCCGAAGUGUCCGGAAUGUCUGCACAGAGAUUCUGUGUGCGGACAUUCCGUCGUGUGAACAUAGCAUACAGAGACUCAUCAGACCACCUGCGGUGUGCUCACAGGGGUCCCAUGAGUCAAGAUGGUGGCCAAAGCUCCGCGGCCGGCUCCAGCAAUCCUGUGCACUGCACUAAACAGUAUUGCCAAUCAAUUCCCCUAUGGAAACAAAAAAAAAACAUCUUAUCCCCUAUCCCAGGGAUACUCAACUGGUGGACCGCGGUCCGGAUCUGGAUAUGGAUCGCCCGCCGCUCUCCCCUCAUUUGUAUAGGUGUCUUUAAGACACCUAUACAAAUGAAUAGCUGCGGCAGGAGCUAGGGAUCGCUGUGUUCCUCGCCCGGCCUGUUCCCCGCCUGUGUUGCACUUGGUGUGAUUAGCGCUGCCUGCAUCAUCUGCUCUUGCCAGGCCUGACAAAAAGAGGCCAGAGCAGCGCAGGACCUGAUACGGGGAACCUACACUGUUAGAUGAGCAGUCAUUCCCCCACGUGUGACUCUCCAGUUUUUAUAGAACUACAACUCCCAUCAUCACCGUCUGUCUAUGCAUGAUGGGAGUUGUAGUUUUCAGCAGCUGAAGAGUCACAGUUUAUGUGGUGGCACCGUGACAUAAUUUAUUCUGGGGGAACAGUGACAUAAUUUAUCUGGGGGCACAGUGACAUCAUUCAUUGAGGGGGCACGGUGACAUUCAUUGAGGGGGCACGGUGGCAUCAUUCAUUGUUUUAUGGUACAAUUAGUCGGUACAUGGCACAGUGUUUGUUAAAAUUAUAUUUGGGGGCAUAUAGUGUGGCAGUAUUAUACCAGGGGCAUACCAAGUGGCAGUACUAUAGCAGGGGCAUUCCAAGUGGCAGAAAUAUACCAAAGGCACAGUGUGUGGCAGUAAUAUACCUGGAGCACAGUGUGUGGCUUUAAUAUAUUAGGGGCAUAGCAUGUGGCAGCACUAUACUAGGGGCAUAGCGUGUGGCAGUAAUAUACCAGGGGCACAGCGUGCGGCAGUAAUAUAUUUAGGGGCACGGUGUGCAGCAAUAUAUUCAGGGGUAUAGUAUGUGGCAGUAUAAUAUUCAGGGGGUACAGUGUGUGGCAGUAUUAUAUUCAGAGGGUAUAGUAUGUGGCAGUAUUAUAUUCAGGGGUACAGUGUGUGGCAGUAUUAUAUUCAGAGGGUACAAUAUGUGGCAGUAUCAUAUUCAGGAGUACAGUGUGUGGCAGUAUUAUAUUCAGAGGGUACAAUGUGUGGCAGUAUUAUAUUCAGGGGGUACAGUGUGUGGCAGUAUUAUAUUCAGGGGUACAGUGUGUGGCAGUAUUAUAUUCAGAGAGCACAGUGUGUGGCAGGAUUAUAUUCAGAGGUACAGCAUGUGGCAGUAUUAUAUGCAGGGGUACAGUGUGUGGCAGUAUUAUAUUCAGGGGUACAGUGUGUGGCAGUAUUAUAUUCAGGGGCACAGUGUGUGGCAGUAUUAUAUUCAGGGGUACAUUGUGUGGCAGUAUUCUGGGGUACAGUGUGUGGCAGUAUUAUAUUCAGGGGUACAGUGUGUGGCAGUAUUAUAUUCAGAGGUACAGCGUGUGGCAGUAUUCAGGGGUACAGUGUGUCGCAGUAUUAUAUUCAGAGGGUACAGUGUGUGGCAGUAUUCAGGGGUACAGUGUGUGGCAGUAUUAUAUGCAGGGGCACAGUGUGGCAGUAUUCAGGGGUACAGUGUGUGGCAGUAUUCAGGGGUACAGUGUGUGGCAGUAAUAUAUUCAGAGGAUACAGUGUGUGGCAGUAUUAUAUUCAGGGGCACAGUGUGUGGCAGUAUCAGAGGAUACAGUGUGUGGCAGUAUUAUAUUCAGGGGCACAGUGUGUGGCAGUAAUAUAUUCAGAGGGUACAGUGUGUGGCAGUAUUAUAUUCAGGGGUACAGCAUGUGUCAGUAUUAUAUUCAGGGACAUACAUUGUGGCAGUAUUUUAUUCAUGGGUACAGUCUCUGGCAGUAUUCAGAAAAUACAGGAAACAGUACAUUUACAUCCUCCGGACUUCAGUCGUUUUACCUAUUUCCUUCAUGGCACUGCGGCCACUAGGUGUGAACCAGGCCUUAGCGCUUUGCGUAGACCUUUACCAGUGGCAGACCUGCAUAAGCGGACCCUCACUAAGAAUAAUUGAGUACCCCUGCCCUAGCCAAAGGAUAGGGGACAAGAUGUCUGAUAGUGCGUGUCCUGCUGUUGGGACCCCCCAGCGAUCUCCCAUGGCACCUUGCAUUCUAAACCAGCACCGGGUUCCUGCGGCAGUGGUCAUGACGUCACACCCACGCCACACCCCUCCAUUCAUGUCUAUAGGAGGGGGCUGACAUUAAUGGAGUUGGCGUUACGUGACAUCACGAGGGGUGUGCCCAUGAUGUCACGAUCACGGCCUCUAUCUCCGAGUGCUCUGUACAAAGUGUUCAGAACGCUGGAGCAACGGAGUACCCCUUUAAGAUUUUUAUAUAGAAGUAAUUUACAAAUCUGUAAGAACUUUCUGGCACCAGUUAAUUUGAAAAAAAUAGUUUUCCAGCGGAGUACCCGUUUAAACAAGCCACAAAUUAAUUCCAUGUCGAGGCAACCUUUUCACUCUGGCUAGAGACCGCGAAAGCUGUGGUAAAAAGGUGCCAUCAUUUUUAAGGCCGUGCAACUUUAUAGUAAAUUUGGCGCAAGUUAGCAAAAGAAAAAACUAAAACUAAAAUUAUGUCAGGGAAAAUGGUAUCCUACAGCCAACGCUGAUAAAUGGCCCCCAGUGAGUGCAAGGAAUCAGAGCUUCUGUUUCUAGCCUCAGGGUCUCAUUCUUCCCCCUUAGGGUACAUUCACACUACGGAAUUCCGCGGUGUGAACUUAAAGGGGUACUCCGCUGCUCAGCGUUUGUAACAAACUGUUCCGAACGCUGAAGCCGGGAGCUCGUGAACUCAUAGCCCUUCCCCCUCAUGAUGUCACGCCCCGCCCCCUCAAUGCAAGUCUAUGGGAGGGGGCGUGACGGCUGAUGACAUCAUGAGCUCCCGAUGCCAGCUCCAGCGUUCGGAACAGUUUGUUCCAAACGCUGAGCAGCAGCUGAGUACCCCUUUAACAUUAGUGUGAAUGGGUCUCCACGAGACCCGUUCACACUGAGGAAUUUCAACAUGUUCAUUCUUUGCGCGGAUUCCACGAGCACUGCACAGCUGUCAAUGGUGACGGCUCCGUGCCCCGCGGCUGUAGCGCCAAAGUAUUUUCGGCGGCGGCCGCCAGAUAGAAUCUCCGCUUACUGAAUUCAGCGAGCGGAGAUUCCGCAGUGUGACCAUACCCUUACACCCUCCUACUGUAGUACGGAAGGUGCUGUGUCCCCCCUCGUCUGUCUCGGUCCAAUAUUUAUGUAUAUAUUGACCUGUUUAUCGAAUAUUUUAUGUGUCCGUCCUGUAUAAGGCGACGACCAAUAUCCAUAUCCACCUUAACAGUAACAGUAACAUAACACCUGGAAUUAUCAUACAUCAUAUAAAACAUCUCAGCCGUAUGUUGGAAGAGACUACACCGACUUUUCUGUCAGUUGACCACUAGUGAUGAGCGGCAGGGGCCAUAUUCGAAUUUGCGAUAUUUCGCGAAUAUAUUGACAAUUAUUCGUCUUAUGUUUGCGAAAUUCGCAUAUUCGCUAUGUAUGUUCACUUUUUUGGGAAUUUCAUGGAAAAUUUGCAUGUGAAAAAAAAACACAAAAAAAGAAGACUCGUCAUUACGAAUAUAUAGCACUAUAUUCUAAAUAUUCGCGAAAUCCCGAAGUGUCGAUAUUCGCGAUAAAAAUUUGCAUUACGAAUAACUGUGCUCAACACUAUUGACCAGUUUCCCAUAGCAACCAAUCAGAUCGCUUCUUUCAUUUUAC
This is a messenger RNA of Hyla sarda, 4589 nucleotides long. RefSeq lists its product as uncharacterized. Lineage: Eukaryota; Metazoa; Chordata; Amphibia; Anura; Hylidae. The transcript is spliced from 2 exons. The coding region runs from base 1857 to 2879 and encodes 340 amino acids. The record is from RefSeq and is a predicted model, not a curated record.